UACAGGUCGCAGCAUGGCCCCUUUGCCCCUCAGAGUUGGGCUGCUGGUGCUGAGUCUUGUUCAUUAUGUUGGAAGCCAAAUGACAGAACCCCAGAGUGGUUCUGGGGACCAGCCACUCCUCCGUGGAGGUGACAGACAUGACUUUGCCGUCAUGAUCCCCAUAGGAGAUUCCGAGUGCUUCUGGCAGUUUGCCCACCAAAACGGCUAUUUCUACUUCAGCUAUGAGGUUCAACGGACCCUCGGGAUGUCACAUAACCGCCAUGUUACUGCGACGGCCCACACCCCGCAGGGGUUUCUCAUAGGCACCUCCAUGGAUGUUCGGGGCCAGAUUAACUUCGUUACCCAAGAGACAGGUUUCUAUCAGCUUUGUGUAGGAAAUGACCAAAAUCACUUUGGUUCUGCACAAGUAUACCUCAACUUCGGCAUCUUUUAUGAGGGGCCUGAGAUGGACCACAAACAGAAUCAAAGGAAGCAAUUGAACGAUACUCUGGAUGCAAUUGAGCAGAGUACAAGGAAGGUGCAGAACAAUGUUUUUCACACAUGGCGAUUCUACAACUUUGCCCGGAUGAGGAAAAUGGCUGACUCUUUCCUUCUCCAAUCAAACUACACCUAUGUGAACAGGUGGUCCACAGUCCAGAGCCUUGUUAUCAUUCUUUCUGGGCUCCUGCAGCUGUAUUUCUUGAAGCGUCUCUUCAAUGUGUCAUCGACUACUGACACAAAGCCUAGAUGCUAAGCUAAGCUGACUUUUCUUCAGGGGUAACAAAGCUUGUUAUUGGAGUAAAACAAUUUAGUGCUUUUAUCUAUUGUGCUCAUCAAUAAAGGCAAAAUGGCAAUAAACCAGUACAAAUGCUGAGGGUGCUGAGGUUACUGUGUUUAAAGUAUGUGAUAAACACCAUACAGUGGUCUUAGCUUCUCUGAGAUACCACAAAACUAUGGCAGAAAGAAGACCUGACAAAGAUGGGACAAAGCCCAAUUUGUUUAUGGAAUAAUAGGAGUUGGUAAGAGGGCCUUUUUACUUUGAAAAAUGUUUAAUUAUAGACACAAUCUUUGGAAUUAAAGAUUAGUAUAUGCACGCAAGAUUUUUUAAAAAUAUAACACAGGUUGUUUCCUAGAAAUAAUCUAAUAGUACGGGAAAGGACAGCAGGAGCUAAUCUUAUUUCAGGGUCUCUUGAGUACUUUGUUCAAUCUACCAGGAAGUAUGAAAUCAGUGAUUAAACACUUCAACCUAGGAUUAUCCCAUUCACGAUACAAAACACCAUGUAAAAAGCAAGGCAAUAUACUAAUAGAAAUAUAUGUAAUAUAAAAAUAGCAUUUAUUUUAGACUGACCACAUGCCCAGCACUGUGCUAGAUGCUUUAUAAUCACCAUUGCUGUUUC
This is a messenger RNA of Dipodomys spectabilis (banner-tailed kangaroo rat), 1376 nucleotides long. RefSeq names its product transmembrane p24 trafficking protein 6 (gene Tmed6). The record is from RefSeq and is a predicted model, not a curated record. The coding region runs from base 14 to 733 and encodes 239 amino acids. Gene Ontology annotation, biological process: endoplasmic reticulum to Golgi vesicle-mediated transport; intracellular protein transport; Golgi organization. Gene Ontology annotation, cellular component: endoplasmic reticulum; endoplasmic reticulum-Golgi intermediate compartment; Golgi apparatus. NCBI's taxonomy places the organism in Eukaryota, Metazoa, Chordata, Mammalia, Rodentia, Heteromyidae. The transcript has 4 exons.